This is a messenger RNA of Mucor velutinosus, 1122 nucleotides long. RefSeq lists its product as uncharacterized. Gene Ontology annotation, biological process: pyruvate decarboxylation to acetyl-CoA. The transcript is spliced from 5 exons. The coding region runs from base 1 to 1122 and encodes 373 amino acids. Gene Ontology annotation, molecular function: pyruvate dehydrogenase (acetyl-transferring) activity. The record is from RefSeq and is a predicted model, not a curated record. NCBI's taxonomy places the organism in Eukaryota, Fungi, Mucoromycota, Mucoromycetes, Mucorales, Mucoraceae.
AUGACUUUUCUCGCAACUAUUAACCGUAUGGCUCCUACUGCCAUGAAGCGUGCUGCUGCCGUUUCCAUGAAGCCUACCGCUGUUGCCUUUGCUCAAAAGCGUUUCAACUCCACAUCCGGAACUGAGAUGACUGUUCGUGAAGCUUUAAACCAAGCUAUCGAAGAGGAAAUGAUCAAGGAUGAGACAGUUUAUAUUCUCGGUGAAGAAGUUGCUCAAUAUAACGGUGCUUACAAGGUUACCAAAGGUUUAUUAGACAAAUUUGGCCCUAAGCGUGUCAUCGAUACCCCCAUUACUGAGAUGGGUUUCGCUGGUAUUGCUGUUGGUUCUGCCUUCAGUGGUUUGAAGCCUAUUUGUGAGUUCAUGACCUUCAACUUUGCUAUGCAAGCCAUUGAUCAAAUCGUUAACUCUGCUGCAAAGACUCAUUACAUGUCUGGUGGUAUUGUCAAGUGCCCUAUUGUUUUCCGUGGUCCUAACGGUGCCGCUGCCGGUGUUGGUGCUCAACAUUCUCAAGAUUUCUCUGCCUGGUACGGUUCCGUUCCUGGUCUCAAGGUUGUCUCUCCUUGGAACUCUGAGGAUGCUAAGGGUUUGUUGAAGGCUGCUAUUCGUGAUCCUAACCCUGUUGUCGUCCUCGAAAACGAACUUGAAUACGGUACCUCUUACCCUAUGUCUGCUGAAGCUCUCAAAGACGACUUUGUCAUCCCUAUUGGUAAGGCCAAGAUUGAGCGUGAGGGUAAGGACAUUACCAUUGUCUCUCACUCCAGAACUGUUGGUUUCGCCAUGAAGGCUGCUGAUCUUUUGGCCAAGAACGGUAUCUCUGCUGAAGUUAUCAACCUUAGAUCUAUCAAGCCUCUUGAUACAGAGACCAUCUUCAACUCCAUCAAGAAGACUAACCACAUCAUCUCUGUCGAGAAUGCUUGGGCCGCUUUCGGUGUUGGUUCUGAGAUCUCUGCUCAAAUCAUGGAAAGCGAUGCUUUCUGGCACUUGGAUUCUCCCAUGAGCCGUGUCACUGGUGCUGAUGUUCCUACUCCUUAUGCUGCCAACCUCGAAGCUCUUGCCUUCCCUGAUGAGAAUGUCAUUGCUAAGGCUGCCAGAGAUAACUUGGAUAGAAAAGUUGGUUUCUAA